Messenger RNA from Trichoderma gamsii, 711 nucleotides. RefSeq lists its product as hypothetical. The record is from RefSeq and is a predicted model, not a curated record. The coding region runs from base 1 to 711 and encodes 236 amino acids. The transcript is spliced from 2 exons. NCBI's taxonomy places the organism in Eukaryota, Fungi, Ascomycota, Sordariomycetes, Hypocreales, Hypocreaceae.
AUGGAUCCUUCAGUAACGGAUGCCAUCCUCCGAGGAGUACGUACACGAAAGUCUCAGACGGGCACGACGUCAGUUGUGUAUCAUCUCAGUGGCGCAGGCAACUUUGUCGACAACAGCGAAUCUGGAGAUUACAUACCAACAGAGCACCGCUUUGAUGAUGCGAACCCGGAUGAUGUUCCUGCUGAGAAAGGCGAGGCGAAAGUUUAUUUCGUUUGCCCUGGUGGCACUUAUGGUCACAGUGAACGUCACGUUGGCAAAUCUGUUGGAUCAGCGUCAGCAUUUGCCCCAGGGCGGUGGGUAGACUACAUGACACAAAACAUCGAAUCACUAGGCUUUGGUGUCUAUGUCGGCAGUGGCACUUCGGUAUUUGGAGUCGUCCAUGUCGAUGACAUUGUCUCGCUCAUGAUGCUUGUGUAUCAGAAGAUACUCGACACUGCAGACAAUUAUAAACCAGAAGACGUUUAUCGUUAUUGGUAUAAUGGUAUCUAUAGAGAGGAGCCGAGCAAAAAGGUUGCUGCUGCGCUGGCUAAGCUCCAAGCCCGACGUGGAAAAAUCCCUUCUUCCGAGACCAAGUCCGUGGCCUAUAAUGACGCAGGAUUUACAGCAAGAUACAUUGCUGGUAACAUGCUCAUAGAAUGUAACAACUCUAAAUCUCUCGGUUGGAUGCCUCAAGGACCCGAUUUAUACACAACGCUGGAACAGCUUGAAUGA